Molecule: messenger RNA, 2705 nt
Organism: Poecile atricapillus (Black-capped chickadee)
Lineage: Eukaryota; Metazoa; Chordata; Aves; Passeriformes; Paridae
Gene: SYT9
Product: synaptotagmin 9
Exons: 7
Coding region: 282-1841 (519 amino acids)
Biological process (GO): calcium-ion regulated exocytosis; cellular response to calcium ion; regulation of dopamine secretion
Cellular component (GO): membrane; dense core granule
Molecular function (GO): clathrin binding; calcium ion binding; calcium-dependent phospholipid binding
Source: RefSeq, a predicted model, not a curated record
GCCCGCUCCCCCUCAGGCAGCGCUGCGCCAGCGCGCCUGGGCGGCCGCGGCUCGGAGCUCCCCGCCCUCGCGUUCAACUGGUGGGACCCCCGUGCGGCCCCGGCCGCGGCAGCGGGAGAGCGGCCCUGCCCGGCCCUGCCCGGCCCGGCCCGGCCCGGCGGGGCGGGCGCCGCCGCUGAGGAGGAUGCGGGCGGCGGCGCGGCGGCCGCAGGCGGGCGGCGGGCAGCGGCGCGGCGCCUGACCGCGGGGCUCCGCUCCGCUCCCGAGGAUGCUGCGGGGCGAUGCCCGGCGACAGGGAGGACGAGAUCUGCCAGAAAGCGCUGCAGCUGCUGGCCGAGCUGUGCUCCGUCGGGGCGGUGGAGAACGAGAACUGCCGGGAUUUCAUCUACUACCUGCGGGACAGAGCCCGGCCCCGCCUCAGCGACUCAGAUAUCUCCAUCAGCUUGCUGUCCCUGGUUGUCACUGCCUGUGGCCUGGCCCUGUUCGGCGUGUCCCUGUUCGUGUCCUGGAAGCUGUGCUGGAUCCCCUGGCGGGAGCGGGGCUUGCCCUUUGGGAACAAGGACAGCAAGCAGGAGCCGCUGCACUACGCGGACGCGGAUGCCAAUGACCGCGACUACAGCGAGGAUUACCUGGGGCAGCCCGCCACCUUCCCCGAGGCCUCCAUGAAGAUCAGCCACACCUCCCCUGACCUCCCGCUGGACACACAGGCGGGCACCAAGGAGAACUGCGUGCCCAAUGUGCGGAUGCAGCGCCAGAUCACCGAGCCCACCUCGUCUGACCGGCACAAUUCACUCCGGAGACAGCUCAACCUGUCCAACCCUGACUUCAACAUCCAGCAGGUUCAGAAGCAGGAGCAGCUGACGGGCAUCGGCCGCAUCAAGCCGGAGCUGUACAAGCAGCGGUCGCUGGACACGGACGACGGGCGCAGGAGCAACAGCAAGGCCUGUGGAAAACUCAACUUCAUCCUCAAGUAUGACUGUGAUUUAGAGCAGCUGAUUGUGAAGAUUCACAAGGCCGUCAACCUGCCGGCAAAGGACUUCUCUGGAACUUCAGAUCCGUACGUGAAGAUCUAUCUGCUCCCCGACAGGAAAACAAAACACCAGACUAAAGUGCACAGAAAGACCCUAAAUCCAGUGUUUGAUGAAGUUUUUUUAUUUACUGUCCCAUACAAUGAUCUCAACGCGAGGAAACUCCAUUUCUCUGUGUAUGACUUUGACAGAUUCUCCAGGCACGACUUGAUUGGCCAAGUGGUAGUGGAUAAUUUUUUAGAUUUGGCAGAUUUUCCCAGGGAAUGUAAUAUUUGGAAGGAUAUUGAAUAUGUCACCAAUGAUAACGUGGAUCUUGGUGACCUGAUGUUUUCACUCUGCUACCUUCCAACAGCUGGUAGACUAACUAUUACAAUAAUAAAGGCAAGAAAUUUAAAGGCAAUGGAUAUCACAGGAGCAUCAGAUCCCUACGUGAAGGUUUCUUUAAUGUGUGAAGGAAGGCGGCUAAAGAAAAGGAAAACUUCCACCAAGAGGAACACCCUAAAUCCCGUUUACAAUGAAGCCAUAGUCUUUGAUGUCCCUCCAGAAAACAUUGACCAAAUUAACUUGUCGAUAGCUGUUAUGGAUUAUGACCGUGUAGGUCACAAUGAGGUCAUUGGAGUUUGUCAAGUAGGCAACGAUGCAGAGAGCCUAGGUCGCGACCACUGGAACGAAAUGCUCUCGUACCCUCGGAAGCCCAUCGCUCACUGGCAUCCUCUUGUGGAGGAAUCAAGUGGGGGAGGGUGUCCAGCGCAUCCAGGCUGUGCAGAGAAAUAUAUACACAGCAUAUCAUUUUGGUUCCUGAAUCAGGACUAGACUCAGCGAGAGCUUCUGGAACCUCUGUGGCCACAGCCAUAGGACCCUGAAUAUUUGCUGAAUAGGACCCUCAGUCUUCUACUGUGUGAAGAGCUAUUGGUUUCAAGUAGCGUGAUGUUAUCCACUUGUAGCAUUAAUUCUCCAGCUGACACUUCUGCUACUGAUAGAUUAUUUGUAUGGUCGUAAGCAUUACCCAAAUUCAAGUCUUCAUUUCUGUUUGGUAGAAUAACCCAGGUUCCACAAGCAAAAUGACAGCAGUGUAAACCAACAAAUAUGGGAAGCAGCAACAAAUAUUGUCCUUGUAUUUGCAAAAAAGGUGCAGUAUUGUGAAUGGUUAGCUUUCUGAGUAUUUUUUUUUUUUCAAGAAUGAUUGCCAUCAGAUAUUUAUUUUUUGAUGACAAGUUGUGUCCUCAGUGUCAGCUGGUGCCUCCUUUCACCUGACAUGAAAACAAAUUAAUACGGUUCCUUGCAGAAACCCUUCAAAUCAGAAAAACUGUAAAAAAAGUUCUGCUGGGUGAGAACAAGAUGCAUAUGGUAUUUGAAAUGACAGCAUGUUCUUUGAGAAAGGAGAUAGCCAUCUGUACAACAUGGAGGUUGUUAGUCCUCAACCUUUGGAGAUGAUUUUCCAGUCGACGUUUCUGAGUCGUGUCCACGGCGCUGCAAACUGUUGGGAGCGUGUCCCAGGUGGCAAUGAUGGAUCAUACAAACAAGCACACACACCCCAUGUCCUUUGAAAAUGCUGUUCCAAGUCUAUAGUGCCUGUGAAGACUUCCUUUAUUAUUUGUGGUAGAAUUAGCAGGGCUGUUUUACAUGAUGGUAUGUUGUAAAUUCUGACAAAUUCUGACCAUUAAAAGAAAAUGAAUC